AUGAGUGUCAACCAGUUCCAGGGGAGACACCAUGUAGAUAGCCUGGUGCGACUCACUGUCAAGCAAGUAUGCUUGACCACUGGUAUCAUAGCAAAGGCCACUGGGUUUCCCAGUGGCUGCUGUAGGGAACUGCAUGGGUAUACCCCCGGGUGUGCACAGUCAGACCCAUACCCAUACCCGAAGAUAUACCCAUACCCGCAGUGGUUUCCUUCUGGGUAUCAACAACCCUGUGAGGGUAAACCUGUGGGUCAGCCGCCAGUGCUUAGCAAAUAUGUCCAGCACACGUGUCAAGAAGGAAGGGACAAGAGCCGAGGGAGAGACACAGCAACCAGCCAAAGGAUAGAACCGGAGGAGAGGACAUCGAGUUUUAUCUUACCGUAUAUGACUGUACCUGUCAACACACAAAAACCUGGCACAUGGGUAUGGGUAGGGUACGGGUAUCAUAAUAUCCGACCCGUACCUGUACCCCACACGUACCCAUACCCCGCACCCGCAUGGGUAUACCCGUACCUGUGCAGUUCCCUAGCUGCAGGCUUAGGCGCGGUGGUUGUCUUAUUACCUGCUGAUGACCCCCUAGCCUCUCAUGUGGCACGUUUCUCCUCCUUUGGUGAAGCAAUCCUUGGUGGGGUGGCUUGA
Suillus plorans is the source of this 636-nucleotide messenger RNA. RefSeq lists its product as uncharacterized. The coding region runs from base 1 to 636 and encodes 211 amino acids. The record is from RefSeq and is a predicted model, not a curated record. Lineage: Eukaryota; Fungi; Basidiomycota; Agaricomycetes; Boletales; Suillaceae. The transcript has 6 exons.